Messenger RNA from Culicoides brevitarsis, 1352 nucleotides. RefSeq lists its product as uncharacterized. The record is from RefSeq and is a predicted model, not a curated record. Bases 21 to 1316 code for a protein of 431 amino acids. Lineage: Eukaryota; Metazoa; Arthropoda; Insecta; Diptera; Ceratopogonidae. The transcript has a single exon.
CGGAAUAACAAGGAAAAAAAAUGGAAAACGGAAAAUCUGAGGAACUCACUUGGAAUAAUUUACCAGAAAUCGCCAAAAGAGCACUAAAAAUCGUCGCUAAGCAACAAAAUUUCGUCUCGUACAAUGUAAAAAUCGCAUCUGGCAGCAGCGUUGGCGACGGCUACAUGAGUGUCAUUGUUCGCGCCACAAUUAUUGGCACGAAAUCUUCUGAAAAUAUCACACACGAAUUUCCGGUUUUGUGUAAAAUGCAAGUUGUAUCGAAAGCUCGACGUGAAUUCUCGAAUUCAAAUGCUUUGUUUAAGCGAGAAAUUGCCAUGUACAAAGAUUAUUUGCCGGAAUUGGAGAAAAUCCAACGAGAAUAUGGAGUUUCGACCAAAGAGGGGUUCUUUAAUUACCCCAAAUGCUAUUAUGCAGAGUUCGAUGAUGCCACAGACGAUGGAAUUCUCGUGAUGAACGACAUCCGUGACGAGGGUUAUGCGAUGGUGAGCAAAUAUGAACCCCUCGAUAUUGCCGUUAUUCGAUUAGUGGUGCAGCAAUUGGCAAAAUUACAUGCACUUUCGUUCGUUUUCGAAAGAAAAAAGCCCGAAAUAUUCGCAAAAUUCAAGAAAUACGAAGAUUUAAUGGAACAAAUAAUGGUCCAGCCUGCCACUGUUGGGAUGUGGAAUACAGUUUUUCCCGUAGCGAUCAAUUCGCUUCAAGGCAAACAUCCGAAAAUUGAAGAAAAGUUGAAAAAAUUGCGCGAAAAUUUGGCUGUCGAGUACAAAUAUUUGACAAAUCCGGAAAAUUCCGGCAAAUAUUCCGUCCUUGGACACGGAGACAGUUGGAGUAACAAUUUCAUGUUCAAAUUUGGUCCUUCGAAAAUUCCGAAUGAUGUAAUGGUGCUUGAUUGGCAGCUUUCACGUUAUGCGUCACCCAUACUUGACCUGGCAUACUUUUUGUUUACAUCCACUGAUAAGCCGACACGAGACGCACAUUAUGCGAAUUUACUGAAACUUUAUCACGAAACGUUCGGUGCAUUUUUGGAAAAGUUUGGAGAACAGUCCGAACGAAUUUUUCCUUUUUCUGCUUUCCAAGAGGAAUGGAAAAAAUUCGGAAAACUCGGAUUACUUCACGCACUUUUAAUUUUGGGCGUCGUUACAAUUUCAACGGAAGAUUUGCCGGACAUGGACAAGUCAAUGGAUGAAUUAAUGGACCCCAAUGCCAAAGAAAAUGCACAAAGCGCCAUGAUGAAAGCCGCCGAAGCGAAUCUUAAGAAACUUGAACCACGAAUUCGAGAUAUCGUUUUAGAUAUCGACCGGUUUGGGUACAACAUUUGAAUUUUUUUGAAUAAAUUUUUGUGGUACGGGUAAAAA